UGCUUUUUCUGGCAAAUGGAGCGUAGGUGCUCAGCGAAACGGUCUCCCAAUCUACUCCGGGUCUCACUGACAUACAAGAGGCCACACCAGGAGUCACAGGGGGCAGUAAUACGCCUACAUGCGUCUAAACUGCCAGAAGAGGAAGAAGAAGAUGAAGAAGAAGAAGAAGAAGAAGAAGAAGAAGAAGAAGAAGAAGAAGAAGAAGAAGAAGAAGAAGAAGAAGAAGGGGAUGGGGAAAGGAAUUGUCCCUUUCAUUUCUGCCUUGCACUGAACCAGACUCCGCGCUCCGGGUUCAUUUAUAUUCAGACCUCUCUAAUGUGUUUCUGAUCCCACCCUGACGUGGAA
Molecule: messenger RNA, 345 nt
Organism: Hypanus sabinus (Atlantic stingray)
Lineage: Eukaryota; Metazoa; Chordata; Chondrichthyes; Myliobatiformes; Dasyatidae
Exons: 3
Coding region: 16-327 (103 amino acids)
Source: RefSeq, a predicted model, not a curated record